This is a messenger RNA of Hordeum vulgare subsp. vulgare (domesticated barley), 1884 nucleotides long. RefSeq names its product zinc finger protein WIP2-like. The transcript has 2 exons. Gene Ontology annotation, molecular function: DNA-binding transcription factor activity. The record is from RefSeq and is a predicted model, not a curated record. Gene Ontology annotation, biological process: regulation of gene expression; anatomical structure development. Bases 371 to 1483 code for a protein of 370 amino acids. NCBI's taxonomy places the organism in Eukaryota, Viridiplantae, Streptophyta, Magnoliopsida, Poales, Poaceae. Gene Ontology annotation, cellular component: nucleus.
AUCCACACUCCUCUUCUUCCCCUUCUUCCAAACCUUUUGCUUUUGUUCAUACGCACCAUCAAAACUUUUCCCCUCUCUCUAUGCUGUCAGCCAGGUGAUCCUCAUCUCCCUCCCUCCCCCGUCACUCUCUCUCUCUAGUGAACUUCCCUUUCUCCCUCUACAGCCUCAUUUACACCUUUAGGGCUACUACACGCACACACAACACCUUUAUCUCCGUCUCACAUCACCCUCUCUCUCUCUUCUUCUUCUUCUCCUCUUGACGAUCCAUACCGAAGCUCUCUCUCUCUCUCUAUUUAUAUUAGCUGCCAUUUCCCAUCCACACGCUGUCUCUCCUAUCUCCAGCUCCACCGUAACACCAAUCGCUCCAUCCAUGGGGGAUCCCUACACCAAUUUUUUGAGGGGCUACAGCCUCCGCUACUCCAACGCAGCGGCUUCUUCCUCCUCCGCUUUCCCCAGCUACACCUCCUACCUCCACCACCCACCCCCCUCCUCCCCUCCCAUCAGGGAAGCCCUCCCUCUCCUCAGCCUCACGCCUUCCUCCUCCACCCAGCACCACCAUCAUCAACACCACGAUCAAGAAGAUCACAAGGUCGUCACCACAGCCUCCUGCAGCAGCCAGACAGAAGCUGACGAUCAGGCAGCCGGGGAGGUCACUGUCGCCCUGCACAUCGGCCUGCCCAGUCCCAGCCCCUCCGAUGCAGCAGCCGGCUGCGGCGACCACCACCAAGAAGCACCGGCGGCGGGAGGAGGAGCUGCUGAGGAGAGAAGCCAGCAGCUGCAAGAAGAAGGACAGGAGGAAGGAGAAGGGGAAGAGGAGGAUGGCAGCACGAUGGCGCUGGGGGUGGGGUGCGCAUCCCUGGGGAUAGGGAGGCUCACAAAGGGGCAGUACUGGAUCCCCACCCCGUCCCAGAUCCUCAUUGGUCCCACGCAGUUCUCUUGCCCCGUCUGCUACAAGACCUUUAACAGAUACAACAACAUGCAGAUGCACAUGUGGGGCCACGGGUCGCAGUACCGGAAGGGCCCCGAGUCGCUCCGCGGGACGCAGCCGACGGCGAUGCUCCGCCUGCCGUGCUACUGCUGCGCGUCGGGCUGCCGGAACAACGUCGACCACCCGCGCGCCCGCCCGCUCAAGGACUUCCGCACCCUUCAGACCCACUACAAGCGCAAGCACGGGAUCAAGCCCUUCAUGUGCCGCAAGUGCGGCAAGGCCUUCGCCGUGCGCGGCGACUGGCGCACCCACGAGAAGAACUGCGGCAAGCUCUGGUACUGCGCCUGCGGCUCCGACUUCAAGCACAAGCGCUCUCUCAAGGACCACAUCCGCGCCUUCGGCCGCGGCCACGCGCCCUGCGGCAUCGACUGCUUCGACCUCGACGAAGACGACCGCGACCCUUCCUCCGAGGUUGACCAUACCGUUAACACCGCCGCCGCCGCCACCACCACCAACGGCGCCGGCAGCGACCGUCGCCAUUGGAAGGCCAAUUAACCGAGACGGUCCAUCUCUAGGGCUACGGCCUGCUGCCAUUGGGUAAGUAUAUAUGCAUGUGAGCUGAGGUGUGGGAGCGCAAGCUACUGGGAGUACGUACGUACUGUACUAUCUGUAUACAUGAAGCUUGCAGGCAGGCGUAUAUAGUUGAUAGUGCGAACCGUGAAGGGUGCAUUUUAAUUGUCCAAGAAAAGGUGGAUUAUACAUUUGCAGCUGGAUUAAUCAAGGGAACGAUCGGUGCAUGUAUGGUUAUGACUUAUGAGAGAGGUGAGUGAAUUUCUAAUUGUUUGGGUAUAGCCUACCCUAACUAGAGCUUCAUUGUAUGUGUAGACUUUGGUUUGGUAUAUGGUGAUACACAUUAUCAAAUAUUAAUUCAAAAUUUCAAACAAGUUAUCAUGCAA